This is a messenger RNA of Diachasma alloeum, 4823 nucleotides long. RefSeq names its product cAMP-dependent protein kinase type II regulatory subunit (gene Pka-R2). The transcript has 8 exons. The coding region runs from base 778 to 1926 and encodes 382 amino acids. Gene Ontology annotation, molecular function: cAMP-dependent protein kinase regulator activity. Gene Ontology annotation, biological process: regulation of protein phosphorylation. Gene Ontology annotation, cellular component: cAMP-dependent protein kinase complex. The record is from RefSeq and is a predicted model, not a curated record. NCBI's taxonomy places the organism in Eukaryota, Metazoa, Arthropoda, Insecta, Hymenoptera, Braconidae.
GUAAACUUGCUAAAAAAUCACUGGCAUUGAAUCACCGCGAGGAACCCCCGAAUUCCCCCCGACAUUCGAUACCCCCAAUAGAUAAAACUUUAUCAUCCACAUAAUCGAGAUUACAGUUAGCUCUUCCGCUCGAGUCUCUCCGAUUGGUGUUUGUCCGCCAUCUUUUUGGGGGCACAAAGAGAAGGAGAGGAGGUGGGUGUCUAAAAAAAAAGAGUCGAGUGCCCGUGCCACCGCACGUUCGUGGGUGUUGUACGAAUAGAUCUGCUUCCACACCACAUAUUCGUCACCAGCCAAUAGUGAAACGAGUUAUUGCAUCGACGAUUUGUUUAAUCCAUUAUUAAUUGGUGAUUCGUGUGACGGUGGAUUCAGUGUGUCGUGAAGUUGUCAGAGGUGAGCAGAUCAAUCGAAUUACUCCCUGGGGAUCGUAUCACGAGCCCACAGACGAUAAUUACGACAUGAGCAUUGAGGAGUUGUUGAAAUUGAGUGAAUAAUAACGAGUGCAGGUUCGUUGGGGCUCCGGUGAAUUUCAUUUCUCGGUUUUAGUCGGUUUUGAGGUCUCGACGGGGACAACUGCGGCUGGAAGUGCCUGGGGAGUGGAAACAGUGAUUUGCCAGUGGGAAUAGGGCGAAGGAUCGGUGGAAUUGGGGAAAAAGUGGAAUUCAGGUCUCGUUGGAGUCAUUACAUCGUUCUUGAACAUAUAGAGAGAGUGACCCGGUAGGCACUCCGCGCACGAGUUGACUCUCGUCGGUCUGCUUCGAUUUUCUCCGUUGCGCGACGAUGAGUUGCCCAAGAAACGCUGGCAAGAUCACGGUGCCCGACGAUCUCAGGGACAUACUACUGGAGUUUACCAUUAGUUACCUACUCGAACAGCCCGGGGAUAUCGUUGACUAUGCCGUUGAUUUCUUCACUCGUUUGCGGGAAAAUCGACAGACAAUGUUGAUUCAGGGGAAUGCUACUUGCUCGUCUACACCCGACGAGUCUGUCGACGAGGAGCCACCAGUUGGGAGAUUUGCCUCUCGACGAAAGAGUGUUUUUGCAGAGACUUAUGAUCCUGAGGAGGAUGAGGAGGAGGAAGGUGUCAGGAUGGUGCAUCCAAAAAGUGACGAGCAGCGACAGAGGCUGAGCGAGAGUGUCAGGAAUAUUCUGCUAUUCCGUGCACUCGAUAAGGAACAAAUGACAGACGUUCUAGAUGCAAUGUUCGAGAAGAAUGUUGAACCCGGUGACUUUAUCAUUCGCCAAGGCGACGACGGCGACAAUUUCUAUGUCAUAGAGAGGGGAAAGUUCGAGGUCUACGUCAAAGGUCCAACGGGGGCUGAUACCCUCAUUCACACGUAUGAUAAUGGAGGUGCAUUUGGGGAGCUUGCACUUCUGUACAACAUGCCAAGGGCAGCUACCAUCAAGGCGAUCACCAAGGGAACACUCUGGGCCAUGGAUCGUCAGACAUUCCGACGUAUAAUACUCAAGUCUGCGUAUAACAAGCGAAAAAUGUAUGAGAUUCUGCUUAAUAAAGUUCCAAUGCUCAAGUCACUUCAGAAAUACGAACGCAUGAAUCUCGCUGAUGCACUCGUCUCGAAACCCUUCUCCGAUGGUGAACAAAUUAUUCGGCAAGGGGACACAGCUGAUGGAAUGUACUUCGUUGAAGACGGAGUCGUCAGGAUCACCAGGAUUAAUGAUAAUGGACGUGAAGUCGAGAUAAAUCGCGUUCCCGCCGGUGGAUACUUGGGAGAGCUCGCCCUAGUCACACACAAGCCACGAGCCGCCUCAGCAUACGCCGUCGGAAAUGUCAAAUUAGCCUUUUUGGACGUCGAGGCAUUCGAGCGUCUGCUCGGUCCCUGCAUGGAGCUAAUGAAGCGCAAUAUCGAGGACUACGAGGAUCAGCUGGUGAAAAUAUUCGGCAGCAAAACCGAUAUCUCCGACAUUCGAUGAAUGUAAUUCCCUACCCAAGAGUCUUCAUUGCCGCUCUACGGUAAUAACAACAAAAAAAACGGUAUAGUGACAUCAUAAUAUUAAGCACAAAAGUCUAUAUCACCCGCUUAUUGAUUUAAAAUGUGAAAAGAGCCUCAUGAAGAUUUUCUUUAUUUGAAGAAACCAAAUGUCCAAGCGAUUUCAGAGCCAAAAAAAUCCAUAGAAUGGGUCGAUGAGUGAUUGUUACGCAUAGCACACCAUUCACACGUACCCUGAAUGCUAAAAUAAUGGGACAAUGACAGUACAAUCACAUCCAUAGCUACGUGAAAGCGCACCAUCGAAAACUUUCAGCUUGAAAAAUAACGAUGAAUUAAAGAGAAAACUUCCUAAGACUGUAAAUCAGUUGGAAAGUAUUACAGUUCCACGAAUUUAUUUAAUUAUGUAGUGAGAAUUUUUAGUUAAAUCCUAGUAUUUUCGAUCGAAGGGGGAGAGGAAUGUCGAGGGAAUAAUGAAAAUUGUCCUCAUUGGUUUCAAGAGCGAGGGAGAUAGACGAAGAAAUGAACAAUUAUUGAGAGAGUAAUUAUCAUUGAAUUGAAUUACCCAUACCUCUACUCGUUGUUACGUUGGUACAAUCAUCAUUACUGAGCUUCAUAAGUAAUUAAAAGAUAUCUAACGUUAAAUAUUAAUGGAAAGAUAACAUCUCAGCAAUAGUGGAAUUAAUGUUUUGUGUGAUGUAUAUAAAUUAAGAGUGAUUAUUUAUUUAAUUGUGGAUUUGAAGUCAUCGGAAUUAACAUUUGAGAAUUAUCGGUGGGCACUAAUCAUCAGUGAAAUUGUGAAUGUAGCGAGGGAAUUUCAAGCAUUUUAAAUGUGAAAAUUUAAUUCAUUGAAAAUAAUUCGUGAAUGGACAAUUUAACUCGUUAAAUUUUACCAAUUCACUGGUGAAUUAUUCAUCACCGCAGGAUGUUGAUGUGUUUCCCUAGGUGAAUAGUCAACUUAUUUAGAAAAAUCAUCAGAUAAUAAAUCAUCCCUUCAGCCAAUGUUCUUCCCAAUCCAUCAAAUUUUUCAUCUUAAAAAUUCCACUCAUAAAUAGCAAACACAUUUGUCUCAGCAAGUGCAUGCAUAAUCCUCCGCGUUAAUUUUCCAAGACACAACGGGCUCUGUACAUAGCAUCCUGCUGAUAAUUUAUCAUAGCCUUAACGUAUGCAUUGUGUUGAACAACUCCCAAGUCCUGAAAGUAUUCCCCUGUUAUCAAUAAAUGAAGUGAAAAAUUUUAACGAUUCGAGAUCUAUUUAUAUAAUAUAAUUACUAGUAUUACCGUGCUGUCUUGAUUGCAAUUUCAACUGGUGUUUCAAUCACACGAUUUCGUUUGCAUUUCCAGUCAUCAAUGGCGAUGAGCCAUUCAUAAAUUAUCGCCUUCACGAAUUUCCAAACGUACUAUUUCGAUUAUGUUAAUAUCAGAAAAUCCAAAGUUACAUUACGUAAGAACCAAUAAUCAUUGUGGAGAGCAUAGAAAAUUUAAAAAAGAUAACUAAAAGCGCGAGUUGUAUAAAAACUCGCGCAUAUGUGUCAUUGUAGUGAGUAUUUUCUAAACGUGAAAAGAAAAAACUAAAAAAAAUGAGGUGAAAUAUUGAAGGAGAUAUGUGUGCAGGGCAGAUGUACAAGGACAAAUGGACACCUUAUUUUCACGGAAGCCAAAAAAUAAAACUUAUGCAUAAUAUCAGUAACAAUAGUCAUAAUAGUUAUAAUGUUAAUCAUGAAGUAAUGGUAAUGGUAAAUAGAAAGCAUUUCAUUCGUUAUUUUCUGGAAUAGUUGAUACAUCUGCACAAUAUUUGGCUUCUGAUGACUAUCCAGAGUGAAUCACCAAAAAUAAAUGAAACUGUUGAUUUAUCAUUAAAUGAGCAAUGUCAAAUAUGUUUGUUGUAAGACCAUAAAAGAUUCUAUUAGUGUCAAAAAGUCUAAUCUCUCUCUUAUUUUCAAUUUAUCGGAGAUGAAAGACAAUUUCCAUUGAAUAAUGUUGCUUUCAGCAAUUAAAGUGUCUCGAUGAUUUCUUUAUUAUGAAGGAAUUAUCCUAGUACUUAAUUUAUUGAAUAUAACUCAAGAAUGAGGUGAUUAUAUUCGUCCAAAGGAAUUACUGAAAUAAUCGGUGGAAGUGAAUAUUUUUCAUUAUUAAAAUUCAUUAAUAAUCACGCGCACAUGUCGCUUUGCGCCAUCAAUAGAUGAUCGUUACGUGUAUUUAAAUCAGCUGAAAUAGAUGAAAGAAAUGUUCUCUUUGUUUGUGCAAACUCUAUCGUUUAAUCAAAGCCUGAGAUAAUCUCGUCAUUUUGUUCUGAUUGAUGAAAGAAAAAUGUGAAUUAAUAGAUCAACAAAAAUUUAUAAUGAAACAAAGCUAUCGGUGCAGCUGGCCUGCCUCCAAGCUUUGGAAAUUUCAUAUCAAUCGAGAAUAUCCAAAAAUUAUAAACAUAAAGUGAAGGAAUUUACGUUGGAUAACACCAGUGGAGGGUUGCAUUGCAGUUGGAUACUGUUAAUUGAUAAUUUAAUUCUAGUCCUUAAGUUGUUCGUUAUUAUUAAAGAAUACUUGAUUAUCUGUGAAACACGAAGAGAAUAAUUGAAAUAUGUAAUAGAGAUGGAGGAAUUAUGUAAUGGCCAAUUACUGAUUAAUAUUGUAUGGCUGGCGCUACUCGGAUAUGCUACUCACGGCUUUAUCAACACCCUCUGAUGUUGUCGGAUAAUUAAUGACAUUCAUUUGGCCAUGACAAAUGUUUGGGAGGAUGAUAGUUUAUUGGUCGUGAUUCUUUGGUGAAUUGGACUGAGCUUGGGGUGUUAUUCGAGAAGCGAGGCGAGAUUAAUCAUAAGUACAUGAAAUAAAAAACUAGAUAGUGUAAUCAAAGUUGACAUAUAAUAAAUGAAUGGACCUGAAA